This is a messenger RNA of Theobroma umbraticum, 2491 nucleotides long. Its product is annotated as PAS domain-containing protein tyrosine kinase family protein. Gene Ontology annotation, biological process: protein phosphorylation. Lineage: Eukaryota; Viridiplantae; Streptophyta; Magnoliopsida; Malvales; Malvaceae. Gene Ontology annotation, molecular function: ATP binding; protein serine/threonine kinase activity. The record is from RefSeq and is a predicted model, not a curated record.
AUGGCGGGGGACGACUUUGAAGCGAGUCGCUACAGAGUCUUAGUGGAUCGUUGCUUGGGUUUGGAAGCGAGUCAUGCUAAGCUGAGGGAAGAGUUUGACGAGCUUGUGCAGCAAGAUAAAAGUAAAACAGAGGUGGUGGGGACGUCAGAUUCAGGCGAUGCCACGCCAUAUUCCUGUUUCGUAACGUUUCCGGGGUUCUUCUCGACGGGGAGUCCUUUUAAGAACGUGUUGGAGUCCAUUGGACAUGCUGUUCAUGUCUGCUCAGUUUCUUCGGAAAAGAUUACAUUUUGGAAUCGCUCAGCUGAAAAUCUUUUUGGAUGGAGGUCCAAUGAAGUCCUUGGACAAAGAGAUACAGAGCUUCUUAUAGCUGCAGAAUACAAUACACCCUUAAAAAAAAUUAUGGAGAAAUUGAGCUCUGGGAAAUCAUGGUCAGGUCAGUUCCCCUUGAAGAGGAGGUCAGGUGAAAUGUUUAUGGCGUUGGUAAGCAAAAGCCCAUUAUAUGAGGAUGGGCAGCUCACUGGUAUUAUCACAGUCUCAAGUGAUGCAGCCAUUUUUAAUGGUAUAAAUUCAGAGAGUCUGGGAACAUACCAGGAUCAUGGUAGACUAAGGAGAAUAAAGAUGAAAACGAUCCAGUGGCAUCCACCACGGCCACAGAGUGGACCAUCUGUUUCUAAUCUGGCCUUAAGGUUUCUACUCAACAAACAGGAUGGUACUAAAUCAAGGGACGAAGAGGAUGCUGCAACAAGUACUGAAGCCAAGUUAGAGACACCUAAUACAGCAGAAGGUAAACUUUACACAAAUUCACAUGAAGAGAGCAACCCAGCUGAAGGAACAAGCUGUCGAAAGGAUGAAAAUGCAUUCAAUUUUGCUCAACCUUCCAAAAUUGCAGCAAAGGUCUUGGCAAAACUGCACAUCAGGGAAACUAGCAACCACAGCAACGAAUAUGAUGAAAGUGUUAAGCAGAAUGGCCCAACUAGUAGAUUGGCAAGGAAUGAUGCGACAGAUGUACCUAAUUCUUUUGGAGAUUCAAAUGCAUCAACUCCGAACCACUUCAAUCCUUUCUCUGCAGCUGAAAAUGCUAUUGCAAGUGUACAUAAGCACACAAGUCCAGCAUCUGUUGAAGAGAAAAAUGUUGUAGCCUCUUCAAAAGAGUGCAAUGGACAAUUUUGCUUAGCCGGAAUAGGAGAUUCUACUGCAGGAUUAGCGUGCCAAGGAAAUGGCAAUGAGUUGGAGCUAGAGUUUCCAAAUAUGUAUGCUUCAGAGAUGGAACAUGAAGUACAAAAGCAUACAGACGGAAAAAACUUCUCAAGUUUAUGGGAGAGCAUAGGCAGCCAAGGGAGUUCAUCAAGCAAAGGGGAUAAUGAGUCAAACUCUAUUGUUGAUUGUGAGAUUCAAUGGGAAGACCUACAUUUGGGGGAGGAGGUUGGACAAGGCUCAUAUGCAAUUGUUUAUCGUGGAAUUUGGAAUGGAUCAGAUGUUGCCGUUAAGGUGUAUUUUGCGGGUGAAUACAGAGAGUCAACAUUACUAGAGUACAAAAAAGAGAUUGAUAUAAUGAGGAAACUGAGACAUCCAAAUGUACUGUUGUUCAUGGGAGCAGUGUACUCACAAGAACGACUUGCCAUUGUCACAGAGUACUUGCCUAGGGGAAGCCUUUUCAAAACACUUCACAAGAAUAAUCAGGCAUUGGACCUUAGAAGGCGUAUGAAGAUGGCCCUUGAUGUUGCCAGAGGCAUGAAUUAUUUGCAUCAUAGGAAUCCGCCAAUAGUGCAUAGGGAUCUGAAAUCUUCCAACCUCCUUGUUGACAGAAACUGGAAUGUCAAGGUAGCAGACUUUGGCCUGUCAAGGUGGAAAAAUGGAACUUUCUUAACCACAAAGUCUGGGAGAGGAACACCCCAAUGGAUGGCCCCAGAAGUCCUUAGGAAUGAACCUUCAAAUGAAACGUCUGAUGUGUUCAGUUUCGGAGUCAUCUUAUGGGAACUAAUGACUGUCUCCAUUCCGUGGAACAAUUUGAACUCUUUACAGGUUGUUGGAGUUGUAGGCUUCAUGGAUAGACGAUUAGAGCUACCAGAAGGCCUUGAUCCUCAGGUAGCAUCAAUUAUCAGUGACUGCUGGCGAAGUGAACCAGAAAAUCGACCAUCUUUUGAAGACAUAAUCAAUAGAAUGACAGGCAUUUUCCCAAAAUCUGCCACAGGAUUGGCUCGAAGAAUAAAUACUGCAAUGGGAGGGAGUUAGCACCAUUGUUAACUCUCACUUAGUGGAUAGUCAUAGAUAUACUUAGGCUAUAGGAGAAAUCAAACUAGUCAACUGUACAAAUAGCUUAGUAGUAGAUAGCUUGUCCUACCUUCAUUUUUUCCUCCAUUUUGUUUCUUUAUUUUCCUUUAAGAAAAUAAGGGAAGGGGGAUGAAGUGUUAGAUUUUGGGGUAUCAUUUUUCUCUAAAAAGAGAAAGAAAAAGCAAAACUACAACAAUGGAAACAUGUUUCUUUAUAGAAA